CAGCGACGGACGUACCGUAGCUCUCCGUACUCCGUAUUCCGAUUCCGUACUCCGUUUUCCGUAUUCCGUGGAGCGUUCCCCGUGCCAGCGUCAUCAGCUGCAGUUUCACGUACGCAGCCCGGCCGUGCAAGUGCCUCCAUAUCCGUCUCUUUCGCUCCGGCUCCGGCUCUCCAGUGCGUACCCGUAAUUGGCAGGUCUCCGUCGAACCCCAACCCGUACAGAAGCCCGGAGACGUGCCAAGUGCCGGAGAUAAAUGAACUGGACGCGGCGCGCCUCAUUUGAAUGCCAAUCGAUUGACGGCUAGUUUCCCGAUCCGGAUCCACAUCCGCCUCCGUGCAGUGCGUGACCCGUAGUCGGUCGCUGGAUAAUUGGGGACACGUAGCACACGCGCGUCUGGUGUCACGGACACAAAAGGAUGCGGCGGCCUUCGCAGCCCUGAAUCCUACCUAGCCCAAGGCAGUUAAAGCAACCAAGUGCAAUAUACAGUAGUGAAAAUGUGUUAAGUGUUAAGGACAAAAGGUCCUCCGCCAACUGCGAAAACUUGGAAGAUACUCAUAGAGACCAAUUAGUGAAAAGACCCUUCCACAGCCAGAGCGACAUGUUGCCGUAUCAGGCUGCAGUGGCCAUGGACUACGCCGGCUACCAGCGCCAGCCAACGCCCGGGCAUCCUGGCUCUCACAUGGCGACCAUGGGCUCCCUGGCCAUGCCGGCUGUGCCGUUCAGCCACAGCUGGAUGGUGCCCACCCAGGACCUGUGCGCCAUGCCGCCGUACAACAAGAUGCCCGGACAUCAGCAGCCGCCAGGACCCGGCAUGCAUGCCCAGCAACAGCCCAUCGAACCGGGCAUCCUGGAGCUGCGCAAGGAAAAGUCGAGGGAUGCGGCUAGAUCGCGUCGGGGCAAGGAGAACUACGAGUUCUACGAGCUGGCCAAGAUGCUGCCCCUGCCGGCAGCCAUCACCAGUCAGCUGGACAAGGCGUCCAUCAUAAGACUGACCAUCAGCUAUCUGAAGCUAAGGGACUUUUCCGGACACGGCGACCCGCCAUGGACAAGGGAGGCCUCCAGCAGCAGUAAGCUCAAAAGUGCCGCCAUCCGUCGCAGUCCCGCCGUUGAUUUGUUCGAGCAACAUCAGGGCACCCACAUACUGCAGUCUCUGGAUGGCUUCGCCUUGGCUGUGGCGGCGGACGGCCGCUUCCUGUACAUCUCGGAGACGGUGUCCAUAUACCUGGGCCUGUCGCAGGUGGAGAUGACGGGCAGCAGCAUUUUCGAUUAUAUCCAUCAGGCGGAUCACUCGGAGAUUGCCGAGCAGCUGGGCCUGAGCCUCACAAGCGGCGGUGGCAGCAGUGGGGGAGGCGGUAGCUCCGGUGGAGGCGGCGGCUCGGGAACGGGCAUGGCCUCGCCCACAUCCGGAGCCUCGGACGAUGGCAGCGGCACACACGGUACGAACAAUCCCGACGUGGCCGCCUCCAUGACCCAGGCCUCGACGAGUGGCUACAAGGGCUACGACCGCAGCUUCUGUGUGCGGAUGAAGUCGACGCUGACCAAGCGCGGAUGCCACUUCAAGUCCUCUGGCUAUCGGGCCAGCGAUGCAACGAGCAAUUGCAACCACGCUAGUAACAAUGCCAAUGCUAAUUCAGCGGGCAAUGCUAAAAACGUUAAGAAUCCGGGCUCAAACUAUUCGGUGGUCCUUCUCCUGUGCAAACUGCGUCCCCAGUACACUUUCUCCCACAGCCGCAAAUCGCAGCCGCCGCUCCUUGGAAUGGUGGCCUUGGCCAUUGCCCUGCCGCCGCCUUCGGUGCACGAGAUUCGGCUGGAGUGCGAUAUGUUCGUGACCCGGGUGAACUUUGACCUUCGAGUGGCCCACUGUGAGCCGAGGGUUUCCGAUCUCCUGGACUACACGCCGGAGGAUUUGGUCAACAAGAGCCUGUACUCGCUGUGCCACGCCGAAGAUGCCAACCGCCUGCGCAAGAGCCACACGGAUCUGAUCGAGAAGGGUCAGGUGCUGACCGGCUACUAUCGACUGAUGAACAAGAGUGGGGGCUACACCUGGCUGCAGACCUGCGCCACCGUCGUAUGCAGCACCAAGAAUGCCGAUGAGCAGAACAUCAUCUGCGUGAACUAUGUGAUCAGCAAUCGGGAGAACGAGAACCUGAUCCUGGACUGCUGCCAGCUGGAGCCCAGCGUGGACAGCAUUAAGCAUGAGGAGAGCUUGGGCAACGAUAAGAGCAGCGGCUCCCCGGGCGGCGAUGCUCCCGGAGAGGGCAACCCGCACCUAAGUGCCGGCGACAUGAAGCUCAACUCGCCGAAAACCGAUCCCGAUGGCCAUUCGCACCGCGGGCGAGGACGCAGUGCAGCGGCCUCUCACGGCAGCAGUCUCAAUAGCCUCAGCCUGAUCAAGGAUAGUCCAACGCCGCUCGGCGUUGAGAUCGAAGCUGGUGUCGGUGUGCUGCCCACCACAGUGGCCACGCCAGUGCCGGCAGCCACGCCCAACGGCAGCAGCUCCAAUGCCGGCAGCGGUGGAGCGACCACCAAGAGGAAGCGCAAGACGAAGGCGGCCCAGCAGGCGGAAGAUCAGGAACGUCAGGAGCAGGCGAUGCCGGAGCAGCCACUGCCCAAGCUACCGGCCAUGGAGCAGCGCGACCAGCAGCAGCCCCGCAGCCGCCUGCCUUCGCUCGUUGACGAGCAGCAACCCGCCUCUUCGGCGGCGGACUCGGCAGUCAAGGACCUGGAGCAUGCCAUGUCCAAGCACCUGCCCUCGCCGGUGGCGGUGUCUGUGGCUCCGCCGCCCAGCACCGACUUCAGCGCGGACUCCCUGCUCAAACAGCAGCAGCAGCAACAGCUGGAUCCCAACGAGAAGAGCAGCACGAUCCAAUGGAUAGGCACGCCCUACCAGCAGCCGCCGGCACCCAUGCCAGCCACGGCCCUCCUCCGGCAGCUGUACGCCAACCGGGAAAGCGUAAUCCGGGCCACGGCUCGCCAGACGCCGACAGGCGUCGGCCCGGGCGUGUUCUACGGGGACCAGCAGACGGGACCCUUGCCCACGCCGCCGGGCAGUGAGUCCUCCUACGAGAACCAAUACCUGCAACUGCACUCGGCCGCCUCGGCUGGCGGACAUCCCGGCAGCGGCCAAAAGACUUCUGCCGAUGCCUUCACCAAUCUGGUGUCCACCUACGGGGGCUAUCACAGCUCCAUCGACUACCACAACGCCAUGACCCCGCCCAGCUCAGUGUCCCCGCGAGACUCCAAUCAGCCCGGCAAGGCGGCGCCCGUGCUCACCUCGAAUGGCGGUGGCUACGACUAUGCCCCCGAUCCGCUCCGGGGCCAGUAUGCGACGACAUCCGGAGACGGAGGAGUGUUGCCAGCGACGUUGCCUCUGAAGCCGCAGGCCUACACGGCUGCCAUGCACCCGUCGUCCACCACCACCGAGGGCGGAGUCACCUACAGCAAUCUAGACCAGCCGCAGUACUUUGCGCCGCACUCGAGCUUCCAUCUCUACCACAAGGGCAGCCCGACCAGCGGUUGGUACUCCACGCCCUCCUAGGUGCUAGACGAUCAGGGCCAGGCCCACUCCUAUCAGGAGCAGCAUCAUUUCCAGCAGCAGCAGUACCAAGAUGGCAGGCAGAGCCAGGCGCCGGGCGGCGAUAGAUGGGACUUUGUGGGGGCGCUGGGCAAGGUGGCCAGGAUGUUCUUCAGCGCCAGGAAGGGGAAUCCGGGAUAGAGCGAAUAGGUUUGCUAGGACUGGUUGCUCCUCAGGAUGAGGCACUCCCCCACUAGCAAUCCAUAGAGCGUUAAAUGAAACAUUAAAUGUUGUUAAAUAAUUCUUAAGUCUGUAAAUUAUGAAACACGUAGCGCACACUGAGACACCCAAUGAAAUUAUACGCAAGAAUACUCAAAACGCAAUUAAUUAAACACAAACUAACUAACAAGUAACGUGUAAUGAGUAAGGCUAAAGUAAAUUGAAAUAUAAACUAAGACUUGCAUAGAGUGCCAAGGAACAGAGAACAUGAAUCCCAGCUAUGAGGAACGGCUUGAACCCAACCCUCUCCCCCUCUAUCUCUCUCUCUCUUGUUAUUAAUUAUUUAAAUAAAUUGUAAUUUUACCGAUACAUAGGCACGCGCGUAUAUAAGAUUAACUCAUUACAACAUAUAGUAUCCCUAACAUACACAUAAAUAUAUUUAAUGACAUUUUUACAACAUAUCAAAUGCUUCCUCCUGUAGGUCCUAGGAUUUAUGUGUAAUCGAGCAGCGAUUCGACUCGGUUAUAGUAUCUCUAAGAGUUCUGCUAAUGUUCGUCUAACUCCGUUUCCUCCCUAUUGUAUAUUUAAUGAAUCUAAUAGCUAAAAACAACAAAAUACCGAAAAAAAACAAACAACAAAAAGCAAAGACCGAGCAAAAAAUCUGUAAUUAAAUUUUGUAUAGAAGCAACAAGAAAGUUUCUCCCAUUAAAGGCUUAAAAAAAUAUUGAA
Messenger RNA from Drosophila kikkawai, 4462 nucleotides. RefSeq names its product PAS domain-containing protein trachealess (gene trh). Lineage: Eukaryota; Metazoa; Arthropoda; Insecta; Diptera; Drosophilidae. The record is from RefSeq and is a predicted model, not a curated record. Gene Ontology annotation, molecular function: RNA polymerase II transcription regulatory region sequence-specific DNA binding; DNA-binding transcription factor activity, RNA polymerase II-specific; protein dimerization activity. Gene Ontology annotation, biological process: regulation of transcription by RNA polymerase II.